AUGCUUCUCCCUCUCUACCUCCUCCCUGUCCUCCUCACCCUUACCUCAGCCCGCCAAACCCGCUGCGUCUGCCAAAUACCCGAAGGUUCCGACGACUGCAGAGUCGACAUCGACACUACGCUGGAUGAUGUGGAUUGCGGCGAGCACUGGGUCAAAAAUGCUUGCUCCGGCUCCACUGCUCCGUUCGUGGGCGUCAAGUGUCGCAUUUCGAAGGGCUUGCUAUCGAGUACUGUGAUGAGAAUCAUCAUAGCGAUUGUCCAAAGGCAGACGAGGGAGGGGGCUUGUCCACCUCGGAAGAAAGUGGAGUGA
This is a messenger RNA of Zymoseptoria tritici IPO323, 309 nucleotides long. RefSeq lists its product as uncharacterized. The coding region runs from base 1 to 309 and encodes 102 amino acids. The record is from RefSeq and is a predicted model, not a curated record. NCBI's taxonomy places the organism in Eukaryota, Fungi, Ascomycota, Dothideomycetes, Mycosphaerellales, Mycosphaerellaceae. The transcript has a single exon.